Messenger RNA from Clarias gariepinus (North African catfish), 2798 nucleotides. RefSeq names its product rab5 GDP/GTP exchange factor-like. The transcript is spliced from 9 exons. Bases 196 to 1509 code for a protein of 437 amino acids. The record is from RefSeq and is a predicted model, not a curated record. NCBI's taxonomy places the organism in Eukaryota, Metazoa, Chordata, Actinopteri, Siluriformes, Clariidae. Gene Ontology annotation, molecular function: guanyl-nucleotide exchange factor activity; zinc ion binding; DNA binding. Gene Ontology annotation, cellular component: cytosol; endocytic vesicle. Gene Ontology annotation, biological process: vesicle-mediated transport.
AAAAUAAGGAAAGAAACCGGCCGCGUCCGAAAUGUCACACGAUCUUCCUAUGUAGAAUGCAGAAGUAGUGUACUAGAUACCGGGCGGUGUGUUAUAGCUCCAGGCUAGUGGUCUACUGGGUGAUUUGAGACGCGGACUUGUGUGUAAUUUGACUCUGCUGCUGCUAAGUGGAGUUUGGUGUUGAGGUGAAGCAGGAUGUGGGGCGAGCAGAUUCGAGGGAUGACUAAGGCUGAGCUGCUCUGCAAAGAUGGCUGUGGGUUUUACGGCAACCCGGCCUGGCAGGGAUACUGCUCCAAGUGCUGGAGAAAGAGGACACGCCAGACCGAACCCAGCAAGGAGGAUCAUGGGCUCCAGGAUGACGGGAGUUCCCAGCUAAAUUCGUCUAAGGCUGAAGAGAAGAAGAAUGUGGAGAAAGGUAGAAGGUCCAGCACCAUCAUGCGUCUCUUCUGGGGGAGUUCUUCUCCCCCACGUCAAGAGUCACCUGAAGGCCAGGAGACGGACUUGAAAGCCUUUCAGAGCCUGGAGCCUGGCGAUUUCCCUGGCUUUCUCAAAGUGCUGCGUAAGCCAUCGUCCCAGCGUCUUCAGUCUCGCUGCACAGCCUUUCUCAACACCAUUGAGGCUUACCGGGAUCUGCCGGUACAGAAACAGUCAGACCUGGUGCAGGAUUUUUACCAUAACAUUGCUGUUAACUUCAGUGGUCUACCCGAGCCGCAGGCUUCUCAGAUGAUGGAGCAUAUCGAGAAGUUGAUCAUGACUCGUCUCCACAAGUGGGUCUUCUGCCAUGACAGCUGUGAUGACGAACAGAAGGAUCUAACACUCCAGAGAAGGAUCAAGUCGUUGAACUGGGUCACUCCUGAGAUGCUGCGCGUGCCUUUUCCUCGGGGCGGCUCAGACACCAGUGAUCCGUAUCUACCUGCGAUUACAGCCAUCAUUGAGAUGGACGCCAAGCGUGCGCCUCAGGAUAAACUGGUCUGUUUGUCCAAGUGCAGCCAGCAUGUUUUUCAAGCACUCGCCUCGGAGAACAGGCAGCCGGCGAACGCAGACGACUUCUUGUCCGCUCUGAUUUACGUGGUGCUGAGAGCCAACCCGCCUCGUUUGCACUCCAACAUAAACUACAUCGUCCGCUUCGGUCUGCCUCACAGCCUGAUGGCAGGGGAGAGCGGCUACUACUUUACAAACCUGUCGUGCACUGUGACUUUUAUCGAGAAGCUGGAUGGCCCGGCUCUUAACCUCACCACGGAGGAGUUUAACAGUUACAUGCAGGGCCGAAGAGCGCCCCCUGAGUCUGUAGAAUGCGCCGGCCAAAGGAGAGCCCAGGAAAACCGAGAGCAGCUGGAGAAACUGAAGAACCGACAGGAGAAGAUUGAUCAGGGUGUCCGUGCUCUUCAGGAACAGAUGGAUAUGUGGGUGCGGUCUGUGCAGGACCAGAUAGAUGAUGUCACGGCUGAGACCGUGUUGGUCCUGAAAGACGAUGUAGCAGAAGCUCAACCUGGAGAGACUGCAUGUUGAAUCAUAGUUGAAGAAAGCAGUUUGUCGCUGUUUGAAUAAAAAAAAAAACACAAAUGAGAAGAAUUGAAACAAAUGAAGAUGGUGGUAAUAGAUGCUUGGGCGUCUCUGUUACUUUGCAGUGGUGCUGCAUUCCAGAAUUUGCCAGAUUGAAAAAAUUUAUUGGCACUGUUUGCACUUAUUACAUACUUAGAUGUAAAUAUUGAUGUAUUGAAUGGAGGACCAGGUUUUUGUUCAGUUUGUCUCACUGCACAUUGUGAUUGCAGAAUGCCUUUUGUAAACACUUUGGUGAACACGAGCUUAUUAUAUAUAUAUAUAUUUAAAAAAAAUUUUUUUUCUUCGAUCAUUUAGUACUGUCUCAGGGUUUCAUUCAUUAGCACACAGCUCAGUCUCCUUCAUCAGUGUGUUAGUUCCUUUUAACUUGCUGGCCAAGGUUUUUAAGCUGCUCGUUAUUUCAUCAGGGAAGAGAAGUUAUUCCUAAGUACAGCCGCGGUACAUCACAGAGUGAUGCACAUAUAUUAGUGAACCCGUCUGAUGUAAACACACGUUUAAGUGUUAAUGUCAGCACUGUUUGUUCCAGAAAGCCUUACGCUACACUAAAAACGCACACUAAAACCUUGGUCUAAAAAAAAAAAAAUCGUGAUGUUUUGUCUUCUGCUGCUUGGCAGAGGGACGGCAUAGCCUGAAAUCACUUCCGGUAAUUAUGCAAAAACCCAUUUAAAAUCUAACAUUAUAAGCUGUGUGUGAAUGCCACCUCGGUUCUGCGUUACCUGAGAGCACCAGUGGAUUUAGUUUAAGAUUUUUAAAUCAUCAUACUACUAUAAAAUUUUCUUCUGGCAAAUUAAUGAAACCUUUUUGUUAAUGAGGUACCUAUGAAGACCUUCAGGUUCUUUUGACAAAAUGUACUUUGCUGCUUGUUUUAUGUCUUGCAUUUAAUUCCUUAUGGACAACAAAACACGCAGAAGCUGGCGCUACGGUGCCAGCUGGAGAUCGAAACAGAUCCUGUACAUGCCUAUGAUGUUGCUCUUGAUGCUCUAUAAUGUAAGCAGUAGUGAGAUUAUUCUGAUCUGCCCUGAAAGAUCAGUCGAUACAGUCCAUUGUUUCGGGAUGUAUGUUUGUUUCUUUGCUGUUUAUCUAGUGAAGUAUGAUGCAGUCUAUGCAGUUGAUAAUGAAGAACUAUGAAAUGGUUUUGUAUUUAUUCUUUUCCCACUCUGGAAUGAAAUUCUGUUUACAUAUUUAAAGUGAAAACUUUGAAAAUAGAAAAGAUAAAUAAAUUAAUGUGAAAAAUGAAA